Messenger RNA from Parnassius apollo (apollo), 435 nucleotides. Lineage: Eukaryota; Metazoa; Arthropoda; Insecta; Lepidoptera; Papilionidae. The record is from the annotation of a GenBank genome assembly.
AUGUUGCGUAGUAGCAAGGGUCAAGCGGCGAGCGAGGCCGAUAUUCGCCGCGAACAAUCCAUCUCUGGCCGUACAAAUAUGAGCGGAUCACGCCUCCGCGUUCGCCGCGGUUCUAGUUUGACGGACUUGGACAAGCUUCGCUGUGGCGGCGGAUCUAGUGCAGGUGGUUCUAUUGGCGAUCUAAUGAACCUGUUCAGUGGUAGUGCGAAUUCCAUUGGCAGUGACAGUUUAGUAGCUCGGACAAUGCCGUUAGAGACUGUAAGAAGACAUGUUCCACCUGCAUCUACACCACCCCCACAGCAACCACCCUCUCCUCUUAUACAUGUGUCGAGACCAGUUGGUCCACUGACGAUGGCUCAAAGGACUUUAAGGUUCAGCAGACUCUUAAAGUAUCAACCCUGUUCAACUGACGUCGUUAUAAUUUUGGUAAGUUAA